Messenger RNA from Candidula unifasciata, 1248 nucleotides. NCBI's taxonomy places the organism in Eukaryota, Metazoa, Mollusca, Gastropoda, Stylommatophora, Geomitridae. The record is from the annotation of a GenBank genome assembly.
AUGGGUCAAUCAUUGACCUUCGAGCAGUCAGUGAUGGAGGCCAUGGAUUACCACAAACAUCACCGGUGUAAAGAUCCUCUUUGUGAGACUCAGCUGUGGAAGGUCAAGCAUGAUCUGGACAUAGCCCUUCUGAAAAUCUCUCAGUUACGUCGACAGCUUGCUUACACCGCUUCUGCUAAUUCUGCGAAAGAUUAUGACUACGGUGCAUCGUUUGACUACGACAAAGGAGGUUCUCCUUACCAGAACGGCCAAGCACGAAGACGAAGACAGCAGGCCAAUGAUGAAAGCCAGGACAAAACAGAACCCUUCUUGGUGCAGCCGCUGCUAGCCUUGGAAGGGAAGAGUGAUACAGACGAGGACAACACCCCAGUACAUUCACCAAACCACAAAGUUCUUCCUUUUUCUUCCAGAUCGUCCUUUCCUGUUGCUAAGAAACCUGUUGAGAAUGACAACAUAAUGAAAACUCGGUACUCAUACCCGGAGCAAGCAGGUCCACUUGUCAAUACAAGAAGAUCCUCUGAAGAUCGUCCAGUCAAAAGAAAUUCUAUUGGACAACGGAAUCAUAAAUAUUCAGAUGAUGACGUCAUUGAUCUUGAAUUGCGUCUGCCGCCGCCAUCAUUUGAUGAGGUUAUGUCGAGGUAUACAUCGUACCCCACAGACGAUACUACGACACCGUCUCCAUCCCCACCUCUUCCAUCGCCACCAUCUUCGCCGCCUCCUCCAGCAGCACCGUCGCCACUACAGCAUAGUCCUCAAGACCUAUCUGGUUCUACCACAAGCAACUCUAUACCAUCCUCGGGUAAUAAACGGUAUGAACCCUUUAUACUCGACAGUCCCGAAUCGCCGUCGUUCUCCUCGUUUUCGGAUACCUCAGAGAAUCGCUUGUUAUGCCCAGGAACUCUUUCUAAGCUUUCAGAUGAGGUGCCCUCCAGCGCUUUAUCACAAGAUGUUGACUCUAAUUUCAACUCCAGCCCUGAUAUCUCUAAGUCUCUGGACGAAAGCAGCAACCUCCCAUUUGUUGGUUACUCUGAUGGUCAGUUACCCAGGCAAAACAAACUUCCAGCGUCUUCUGUGGACAAUGCGAAACCUUCAAUUGUCAGUGCAGACCAUAAGACAGACACACAGCUGUCGCUCUUAAACUCUUUAAAAGAAGCAGAUAACGACGUAAACACUAGACAGACUAGAGAUGCUGACAGUAGUAUUUACGUCAAUGUAGAUGAAAUUGGUGGCAAGGAAACGGCUUUUUAA